AUGGCCAAGUCUGCAGAAAUAGACAAUUCUUCUAAUCACCCUAACUGUAAUAAAAAUGUAAAGAAGAAUCUUGUUGGGAAGAAGGUAAUGGUUGAAAACAAGGGAGAAAAGGAUAAAAAUUUAAUUACUGAUAAUUUUGACACUGGUUUUGAUGACAGCUUAAAAGCAAUAUUUGGUGUUAAGCAACCUAUAGCCGUGGUGUCAAUACUGCCUGAGGAGUAUAGUCAAGUCCGGGAAGUAGAGUUAUUAGAAGAUGAUUGUUAUGAUGUCUUUCCUAGAAGCAAAUGCUUAUUGCUAGAUGACAAUAUGUGUGGUGGAGGAUUGUUUGAGAAGCCUACUGAAAAUGAUAAGGAACACUUGCGUCCACUGCAUAUCAAGACUCGUAUUGAUGGAAGGAUAGUCAAUAAGAUUUUGGUUGACGGGGGAGCUGCUGUUAAUCUCAUGCCUGAAAGAGUGAUGGGAAGGCUUGGAAAGACUGAAAAAGAUCUGAUUAAAAGUAGCAUUGGGGUAACAGAUUUUAAUGGAAUGACUUCUUCUGUUAGAGGUGUGGUUCUGCUGUCAAUUAAGGAAGAUGUGUCAAAAACUGCAUUUAGGUGUCCAGAAAAUUUUCUUGGUUUCUUGGUGCAGAAAAAAGGAAUUAAAAUUGACAAAAAUAAGGCAAAAGCUAUCCUAGAGACUCCUCCCCCAGCAAACAAAAAGCAACUGCAAGCAUUUUUAGGGAAGGUCAAUUACCUCAGAAGGUUCAUUUCUAAUCUGUCAAGAAAAACCAAGGUCUUUGAGCCUCUGAUCAAGUUGAAAAAAGAGGAAGAGUUCCAAUGGAAAAUAGAGCAUCAAAAAGCUUUUGACAACAUCAAGCAGUAUUUGACUAAUCCUCCUAUUAUGACACCUCCAAGGCACGGAGCACCCCUAAAACUUUACAUGUCAGCUUCUGAAGUAACAAUUGGUGGAAUGCUUGCUCAAGAAGAUGAGAAUGGCAAUAAAAGAGUGAUUUAUUACCUAUGUCGUGUGCUAAAUGAUGUGGAGAGCCGUUAUUCUCUAAUUGAGAAACUUUGUUUAGCUUUAUAUUUUUCUUGUUUAAAACUUAAGUACUACUUAAUUUCUAGGAAUGUUUAUGUAAUUUCUAAGUUUGAUGUUCUUAAAUAUAUGUUGUCUUCUUCAAUAUUGCAUGGUAGACUAGGAAAAUGGAUGUUGGCCUUAACGAAAUUUUCUUUACAUUUUGUUCCUGCAAGAGCCGUUAAGGGUCAGGUUCUAGCUGAUUUCCUAGUUGACCAUCCUUGUAUUGACAUUGAUGAGAUUUUACUAGGUUUCAUUAGUUUGGUUCCUUGGAAAUUAUAUUUUGACGGUUCAUGCCAUAAGGGUGGUGUUGGUAUAGGAAUUUUAAUUAUUUCUCCAAGCAGCGAGCCAAGUAAAUUCUUCUUUAAAUUGAAUUAUUCAUGUUCCAACAAUGAGGCAGAGUGUGUUACUGAAAAUUUAAGAAAGUAUUUUAAUGUGGCUACAAAGUUGUUGAGCAAGUUUGACAAUGUCAUUUUAAGGCAUGUUCCAAGGGAGUUAAAUCAAGAAGCGAAUGAAUUAGCUCAAAUUGCUUCAAGAUAUAAGAUCAAGCUCUCAACACUAGAAAAAUUGGUGAGGACAAAGGAUAUAUUUAUGCCUUUGAGAAAAAGAGAAGUGUUGUCAUUAGAAAAACUAGACCUAAAAGAUUGGAGAGUACCAAUUAUGGAAUAUUUAGAAAAUCCAAGUCUUAGUAUCGAUAGAAAACUUAAAUAUAGGGCUCAAAGUUAUGUUCUAAUGAAUAAUGUCUUGUUUAAGAAAUCUAUUGAUGGAAACCUCUUAACAUGUUUGGGAGAAAAAGAAGCGUGUUUGGCUCUUGCUGAAGUACACGAGGAAAUCUAUGGUGCCCAUCAGACCUGUGAAGAAUGCCAAAAACAUGGAAGUCUUCAACAUAUUCCAGCGUCAGAAUUGCAUGUUAUAAUUAAGCCAUGGCCAUUUAGAGGUUGCGCUUUAGAUCUGAUCGAACAGAUUCACCCAUCUUCUUCUAAAGGUCAUAAGUUCAUUUUGGUUGGUGUUGAUUAUUUUUCUAAAUGGGUAGAGGCUAUCCCUUUAAGGGAGGUGACUCACAAUGAAAUAAUUAAUUUUAUUGAGGAGCAUAUCGUGUAUAGAUUUGGGAUUCCUCAGUCUAUUACCACUGAUCAAGGAACCAUGUUUAUUGGAAAAAAGGUCAUGGAAUAUGCCAAGUCUAGGGAUAUAAAAAUGCUUUCUUCUACACUGUAUUAUGCCCAAGUCAAUGGACAAGUGGAGGCAGCGAAUAAAAUUUUGAUUGCAUUAAUUAAAAAAUACAUUGGAAGGCAGCCAAGAAAUUGGCACCAAACUCUCAGUCAAAUUCUUUGGACUUACCAAAAUUCUCCAAGAGGUUCUACUGGAAACACCCCGUAUAAGCUAGUUUACGGUCAUGAAGCGGUAUUGCCAAUUGAUAUUAAUCUGCAAAGUAUAAGGGUGACUAGACAAGAUGAGAUACCAGUAGCAGAUUAUUGGAAUUCUUUAUAUGAUGAGCUCAAUGAACUAGAUGACGAAAGGUUGAGAGCUUUAGAGCGGGUGAUUCGACAAAAAGAGAUCAUGUCAAAAUCAUACAACCGCCGUGUUAAAGCAAAUACAUUUGCAGUUGGAUAUUUAGUGUGGAAAAUAAUUUUGCCUAUAGAAAAAAAUUCAAAAACUUACGGUAAGUGGUCUUCAACUUGGGAAGGACCUUAUGGAGUUGACAAUGUUUAUUCUAGAAAUGCCUAUAAGAUUAUUGAAGUCGGAUCAGAAGAAGAAUUCCUUCAAUAA
Arachis duranensis is the source of this 2820-nucleotide messenger RNA. RefSeq lists its product as uncharacterized. The transcript is spliced from 4 exons. The record is from RefSeq and is a predicted model, not a curated record. Gene Ontology annotation, biological process: DNA integration. The coding region runs from base 1 to 2820 and encodes 939 amino acids. NCBI's taxonomy places the organism in Eukaryota, Viridiplantae, Streptophyta, Magnoliopsida, Fabales, Fabaceae. Gene Ontology annotation, molecular function: nucleic acid binding; RNA-DNA hybrid ribonuclease activity.